GGUACAAUCCGAUCAGAUAUUCUAAUCUCAGAGUUUUGACGCUUCAUUUUUGUGUGCUUCUUUUGCUUCUGAGGGGCAAAAAUGAAACUCGCCAUCCUGUGCCUGUGCCUGGUGAGCACGGCCUGUGCUGUGCCUUUUCAGUACCUGCCACACUUCCCCGGCUCCAGACAGCAGCAGCCACCUGUACAGGGGAACAAUCCCUUUUCACCUGGUUUUCCACAACCUGGACUCCCAGGAGCUUAUAGUGUGGAACUGAUUUACCCUCACAGAUUUCCAGGUGGUACCACUGGUGGAGUUAACCCAACACAGCCCUUUUCCUCUUACGGUUUCAUAAAAUACUCCAUUCCUCAGCCACCAGGCAGACAGAGUUUAGAGAUUUUCUACCCCUAUGACUUCAGUCAGCAAAGGAUAGUGCAGCACCUCCCCCCCAUGUCAAACCAACCUGUAAUGCCAGAUGUUUUCCCACUCGAAUACCCCCCUCAAAACUUUCCUCAGCAAAACAUAAACAAGCCAAUAACUGAUGCUAAAGCUGUCCCCUCCCAGGAGCCUCUGCAGCCGCUCCUGCAGAACCAGCCCACACAGGAAAGCCAGGUCCCUCCAAAGGUGUAAAGGAGUUCUUCCAUCAUCAUCUGCAGUGAACCUGAAAGUGCUUGACAAAAAAUGAAUUAAAUGAAAGAUUUUCAUGAAAGAAAAUAAUAACAAAAAACAUGAAUAUUAGCAGAUAAAGGUUUGACUGAUUUACAUUCUUAGAAUGAUUUAUUUAAAAAAAAACAACCUUUCGAUUCCUUUUUCCCAUUGAUUAUUAACAGUAAGCUGUUGUAGGUCUGCGGACUGAGAUAUAUUUUUUUCCCUUUUUUGUAAACAGUGUUUGCUGCACUGUCACAGUAACUGCAUUUUAGUUCACAUUGUCUCCUGUCCUACUGUGUCAUUUUCUUUAAUAAACCAACACUUUGAAGCAUUUCCCUUAUGCUUACUGUUUAUUGUGAAACAAGUUUGGAAGCUGCUUUUAGUUUUAAGUGAAUGAGUGAAACUGAUUCUCAAAGAAAGUUUGCUUGUUACUGUAUGUGUGGUCAACUGUUCAACACAGGAAUAUAAAAGCAGUAAAUGGAGAAGUGUAUUCCACCCUGCUGAAAUAUUAUUUUACAAAUUCAUCCAAAGGAUAUAAAAGUUUAUGAUUAAAAAAAAUCAUAAAAUGAGGGUAAAGUGUUAAAAUUCAAUUUAAUCAAAUCAAAGAUACUUACUUUGCUUACCGGUGGAUCAUCAGUAAAUCAAUACAACACACAUACACUCAAUAAAAUAUGGACAGUAUACACUCAGACCUACUGAAAUAGUAAAGUUUAUGUUAAAAAAAAAUGCUUAUGACUAAACAGUCAAAUUAAUGAAUUCUGUGUUUAGGGCCAAAUACACUGCUGUGAAAACUAAUCCUAAAACAUGAAGACACUUCAUUGAGACUCUUCUUCUGCCCCCUGGUGUUCAAUUCUUAAAGAAAAUAAAACAAAACUAACAAAAAAA
This is a messenger RNA of Oryzias melastigma (Indian medaka), 1512 nucleotides long. It is a transcript of the gene scpp5, whose product is annotated as secretory calcium-binding phosphoprotein 5. The coding region runs from base 82 to 609 and encodes 175 amino acids. NCBI's taxonomy places the organism in Eukaryota, Metazoa, Chordata, Actinopteri, Beloniformes, Adrianichthyidae. The record is from RefSeq and is a predicted model, not a curated record. The transcript has 11 exons.